CUUACUCUAGCCUCUGUCAAUCAGUGCAAGCUGCUGUUGCUACUUUUAGUACCACUGCACACACUGCUACAUCCUACUUUUGUCCAGCAGAUACGACCACGAGUAGAUCAUCUCUGCCAGUUCUCUUCAGAGUUCUCAGUACCGCCUGGUGCUGUUACACCCCACACUACACCGGCAGAGGGUGAGAGAGGGAUGCGGUCACCCGUCGAGUAGUUCCCGGACAAUUGAUAUACUCCACGAAGGUGCCGGCUUGGUUAGUAGACAUACGAUAGAUCAAGUAGUUGAGUUGCGGUGUGGCGUAUCGCCUGACCGCAGAGGCAGCGAGUCUCUACCAACAGAUUUUUCUACCUUCUAGUGUCGUUCUUAUCAUACUUAUAACACUACUAUCUCUACUUUACUAGAGCUGGCCAAUAGGGUCCGUUCUUCUACCGGUAUUGACUAGCAUCAAGUAGUGACUACGGACAGUACGGUCCCAUUGUGGCAGGCAGGCAGGGCUACAGGGUAUUCCUGAUCCCAUACUCUAGAGUAUUGUGCCUGGACCUGGCCGGAGAAAGCGGCUGCAGCUGUUCAAGAUGGGACGAAGAGCAGACAUUGGGAAUGGAGCGGACAACAGCUUGUUUACGUCAAGAAACACUACCUGCGGUGACUCCGGCCUUUGUUUUCACUGCAACAAAAGCACCACCACCACCACCAGCAGCAACGGCAGCAGCCGAAGGAGCAGUUGCCGGCAUCGGCGCAGCAAUACCGCGAGCGCACCAUGUGGCAAUACCCAGCAGUCACCGCUGCAGAUAGGCGGACACCGCUUGUCAUGUGCUACUGUGCUAGCAGUGCUAGCAGUGAUGGCAUUAUGCUGCAUGCAGACGACAACAGCAACUCCGGCAACUACCACGAGCAGCACCAUCGCGCAGUUGAGGAUCAAGUUCCUAGAAUUGGAGACCCUCCGAGCUGCCGACAUCGACCUGACUAGCAACUACAUGCAUAUGUCGAUAGCGGUGAAAUCAUCCAGGAACUCCACGCGCUAUGUGCACCCGCGUGACAUGGAAUAUUCUGCCUUUCCCAAAUUUCUCCCGCCGACGUACCAGUACAAGAACUUUGUGCAUGUGGGGAUAGCGCCGGAGCCAGUCACAGCAAUGCCUGCUGGUGUAGCAGCACAGACCAGACGCUACACAUAUAACAAUGAUUCGGAUCUGUCACGGUAUGAUGACGAUCGCCGUGGUGACAAGAGAGUUCCCAAUCCCAUCAGCGAAUCUGUCAGUCAGCUUUGUGAUCCCGUUAUCAAGAUUGAGCUGGUCGACGGUGGAAACAAGGGCAACUUGACAUUCUCUUUCCUCUCUAGUCACGCUUACCACACAACGCCCUCUAACAUAGUGUUUGGCAGCAAGCAGGUCUGCAGUCAACUGGGCGUCAUGCACUCUGCGUACAACAACUGCCUGACCAUCCAUGUCGAGGCCACCUGCACGUCACCCCAUGCUGCACAAUGCUCGUGUGGUGUGAGUAGUAAAUUCACAACUCCAGCCAGCACACCAACAGCACCAGCCGGCACAUUUCCUACGGGACCCAUCCCCACUGACGGUAGUACUGGUAAUGGAGUUGUCAUGACAACACAGUCUGUACAUGGUAACGAUAGUACUGAUAAUAACAAUAUGAUAUUGACCGAUGACACGCCUACGCAGCUGCGUACAUCCACACAGCAGCUACACACUGCACAGCAAGACACUGGUACACCCAGCCAGAUACAUGUAUACACAUUCACACAACAGCACACAUCCACACAACAGCAUACAUCCACACAACAGCAUACAUCCACUCAACAGCACACAUCCGUACAACAGCACACAUCCACACAACCUGAGCACACAUCCACACAACAGCACACACCCACACAGCUACAUACUACACAGCAAAAUGCAGGUACACCCGCCCAGCUACAUACAUCGCCACAUGUGCACACGGAUGCACAGACACCCACACCCACGCAGCAGCAUGUGUCCACAUCAACACACCCACCCACACAGCAAACCGGAAUAUCUACGACCCCGCAGCGCAGAGUCAGCAGCAAGCAUGGGAACAUAGUAGUUACGGACUGGAGUAGCACCACCAAAGCUUCAACAUCCACUAUUAAACUUCCCACGGCACCGUCACCAUCAUCAAAUCCACCCACAGAACCUUUGACAUCAUCAAAUCCACCAACUCCACCGUCGCCUUCAUCAAAUCCACCCACAGAACUUUUGACAUCAUCAAAUCCACCAACACCACCAUCGCCUUCAUCAAAUCCACCAACACCGCCAUCGCCUUCAUCAAAUCCACCAACACCGCCAUCGCCUUCAACAAAUCCACCAACACCGCCAUCGCCUUCAACAAAGCCACCCACAGCACCAUCACCAUCACCAUCACAAUUGCCAUCACCACCUUCAAAUACACCAGGAACUCCAAACCCAGGGGAACUCAAAGAUGAGGGUACGCUGAACACCACAACACUGACGAUUCUGGUCAUUGUAGCCGUCUGCGUGGCAUUGCUCAUAGCAGCCACCUCGUUUGUGUGCAUUCUGGCAUCACGUAACCAGGCAGGACUGUGUGGCCCAUUCGGCGGAAACGGCACUGAUGGUAUCCGUGGUAACGACAAUGGCCGGGGCAUAGGGCGUGUAUACGAGUCCAUCCGUCUCAAGACGACAAGAAACGAUCGUCGCAGGAGAUGGCUGAACGGCAUAGCACAAGAGCGAGCAAGAGUGGAGUUGGAUGUGCUUGGUUCAACGUCACUGCAAUCACCGACACCAUUGCCACCACGUUAUGAUCAACCACCCGGAGUACCACCCCGGCGCAGCACCGAUACCACACCAACUAGCUUAUCCGCACGCACACCGACCAGCCUUUCCCGAAACACACCAACCAGCCUAUCCGGACGCACACCGACUCUGGUCCAGCAGGAGAGCACAGGGCCGUUGGCGCAGCCCAUACGCGACACAUCUCCACAGGAUGAAUGCCGCACUAUUGCUUUUCCUGAUGGCCAUCGUCAGCUGGAUGCCCAGGUGUCGGUUGACGUCAUCUCCAGCAGUGUCGCCACCCCCGGCGGUCAUAGUACUCCAGGAGAAGGACAAUCAGCUCUUCAUAUGUAUGUUACCAUCGUGUAAUCAUGGUAACCACGAUCAGCCACACGGCGCGUUAGUAAUCUCAUCAUGCAACAACUGUGUGCACAGCAGCACUAUGGCUGCAAAGCUACAUGGGUACAUGGGUAUGCAGUCUGCAGCUGCUGUAGAGAGCAUGACAGGUGCUGGCUUGCUACACAUACAGAUACUGGCUUGUUACAUAAUUGUACAUAAGCAGAUGCUGGCUCGCAACACAUGCAAUGAUGGCAAAAGUUUUUUUUCUCAUCCUACCAGUGGCAGUGUGCACUGAUGUGCAGCGACAUUGCAACGCGGACUGUGUAUGCCGAGCCAUGGCAACGCUGACUUUCGGGAUCCACUUGGGUCCAGUCUUUGACUUCUUUGUAUGUUUCUAAACACCCAUUGCAAUAACGAGCACCUAGUUUGGGCAAGGACGAUUUCACCAGCAUACAGACACACUAGGCAUGUACCACGAGGUUGUGACACCUGCGGCUUGGUGAAAGCUGCAUGCCUCGCUCACAGCUAACUUAGCACCGAAAAUAAACUGACCAAUCUGCUCUAGACGUCUUGAAAUGGCAAUGGAGUACAAACCACCGCACUGCACUGCACUGUAGCGCUACUGUAGAAUUCUCGUGUACUUGCAAGAACUGUUUCACAUGCCAUGAAUUCCAUUCUGCCUAUGCUAUUGAUGUGGCAGGUGCAUGUUCUCAUGUCGACAAUAAUAAUCAUACAUCAUUCCAACGCAAUAGCUGCCACGGAUACGCUUUCAUGACCAAUACGUAAGAGUUUUUCUUUUUUCUUCUUCUUUUCAAGUAUCAGCACUCUCGCCAACUGCCACUACGAUACAAUGAUCUUAUCUUCAAACACUAGCUGAACACAAUGUCUUCCAACACUAG
Sycon ciliatum is the source of this 3997-nucleotide messenger RNA. RefSeq names its product mucin-2-like. NCBI's taxonomy places the organism in Eukaryota, Metazoa, Porifera, Calcarea, Leucosolenida, Sycettidae. The coding region runs from base 573 to 3128 and encodes 851 amino acids. The transcript is spliced from 9 exons. The record is from RefSeq and is a predicted model, not a curated record.